Molecule: messenger RNA, 1773 nt
Organism: Meloidogyne enterolobii
Lineage: Eukaryota; Metazoa; Nematoda; Chromadorea; Rhabditida; Meloidogynidae
Source: the annotation of a GenBank genome assembly
AUGAAAAUUAAUAAAAAUAUUUUUUUCAAUUUAUUUUUCAGAUUUUUGGACAAAUUACUUGAAGAAUGUACUUCGCCAGAGCUGAUUAAAUUGAUUGUUGUUUCUCUUGAUUAUUUCCCCUCAUUGCCACGACUCGAUGCUGAAGAUGGAUAUUUUUCGUGGUCUUUGCUUGAAAAUGCCAUCCGAAAAUGGUGUACUAAAUUUGUGGGAAGCUUUUUUACUCUUAAUCAACAUUAUGCUUCAUUUCAAAUCAACUUCUCUUGGAAAUGGCCUUUAAAUCUGCUUUUUCUUAAACUUUCUGAUACUUCUCCUAAAAUUGUUAACUUAACAGCGCGUAUUUUGUUGAGAUGGCUUUCUUUGUGUCCGAUUGAUGUUCUUAUUGAAAUGAGGGAACAACUUUUGCGGGCUAAGUUAGAAACUCUUGGUGAUGCUGGAAUUCUUUUGGAAGUAUUUCUGUUCGAUGCUGAUUUGGACACUAUGGAAGUUGAUAAAUCUAAAUUGUUGUUAGAAAUUGCUUCAAAUUCUUUAAACAAAUGGGAUGAUUAUUUUUACAUUCAUUACAAUGAAAUUAUUGCUGAGCAAAUUCGAAGAGCGUUGAUUAAUAAUGAUGGAACUAAUUUUUUCUGCUUUAAACGUUCAAAGAAUGGGGAGUUUGCGCGUGCUUCGGGACAAUUACCUACAUCUGUACCAACCCAUAAAAAGCAAAGGGUCUUCCCUCCACCUCAUCUUUACGGACAUUUGGCACGCUCGAAAGUUGGUCAAAAUCUUUUGAAAAAUCGAAAUAUUAUUGGGAAAUUGGAGGGUAUAAUCUGCAAUUUUCUACAGAAAGGGAUUUGUGUUGAUCAGCUUGAUCAAGUUAAAGUAAUUAAAACACUUUUUGAAUUUGGCUGGGAAUUUGGAGAAGCUUUUAAUGAUAAUUUUGAAUUAAAAAUUAAUAAAAAUUUUCUUUCUUCAAAAAAUAAAUUUAUUUCCAAUUAUCUCCAAAAUAAUGACAAAAAACAAAAAAGAAGAAUAAUUGAAAGAAGGAAAAGAAUACAAAGUGAAUUAAUUAAUGAAAGGAAUUUAAUAAAUAUUUCUCGUUCUAAUUCUUUGGAUAGCUUUUUUAAUAAUUAUAAUUUUAAAUCAAAUUAUUUUUAUGCAAAACAAGAUUAUUCUGCAGAAUUUUGUGAAAGAGGUGCUGUUAAUAUAUUAAAAGAAGAAAAGGAAAAACACAAAAUUACCGAAAAGGAGAAUAAUGAUCUCAUUGUUUAUAGAAAGUUUUUAGCAAAAAUUGAUAAUUUGGAUAGACAAAAUGAAUAUUAUAAACAAAUAAAUAAUUUUAAUAAUUUUGGACAUGUAAUUUUGCCAAAAAAUAUUUCAACAAUUUUUGGGAAUAUCUUUAAUGAAAGUAAAAACAAAGAAGAACAGUCUUCUUGUCUUGAAAAUAAAAAAUAUUUAAAAUUUUCAAUAAAUAAAAAACAUUGUAAAUUUUUAUGUAUUUUUUGUUCAUCUCCAAAAAAAUUAAAAAAUAUUGAAGAAAAAGAAGAAGAAAAAAAUGAGGAAAAGGACGAAACAGAAAAAGAAAUAAGGCAAUUAAUUUACCAGUUGGCUACUCAAUUUUCAAAUACAGAAAUAACUAUUAAACUUCUUCGAAUUUACAAAGAACAGCCAGAGAUAUUCGAAAAUCGUUGUCUUUUCUCCGAUGUGAUCAAUUUUGUUAGCGAUUCGAAAAUUAUUUCAUUUGGAGGACGUCGUUUAAUAUAUCAAUUAUUUUGGAAAGCUCUUUCUAAUUAA